This is a messenger RNA of Cercocebus atys (sooty mangabey), 1332 nucleotides long. It is a transcript of the gene BUD31, whose product is annotated as BUD31 homolog (S. cerevisiae). NCBI's taxonomy places the organism in Eukaryota, Metazoa, Chordata, Mammalia, Primates, Cercopithecidae. Bases 535 to 924 code for a protein of 129 amino acids. The record is from RefSeq and is a predicted model, not a curated record. Gene Ontology annotation, cellular component: nucleus; spliceosomal complex. Gene Ontology annotation, biological process: mRNA splicing, via spliceosome. The transcript is spliced from 6 exons.
GCCGCCGCCGCCACUACCUCAGUGGCCGCAGUGGCCGCAAGGACCUGGACCUCAGGGAGGGCUCCGCACGGAGUCGGACUGUCCUGUGCGCCGCCUGAGUCCAGGCUUGCCCGCGCGCGGCCAGGCAACAACGCCCCCAGUCUCUCCGUUCGGGGAGACGCGUGGCCCUGCCGGACACUCACCGGAAAUGAGGGCAAAAGGCAACAGCGACUCUGGAAUUCUAUACAGGCAUUGCUGAGGACACCUAAGAUGACGCAAUCUCCGCGCAGGAUGGGCGGGGCUUCGCGAGGACCUCAUGCCUCAGAGCUCGCCUGAGCAGCGGAAGCCGUCAGUCGAGAAGCAGCUACCCAAGGUACCGUAGGUUCCGAUGAAACCGAGGACCAGAGAGGGAAAGUGACCUCAAAGUCACAAACUAAUUUUUUAGAGCUGGACAAGAAUCCAAGCCUGCAACUGCAGAGACCAGAGAUCUUUCUGCUAUCUAUACUCUUGGGAAGCACAUCCUAAGAUCUUUGCAAAUUAUCUGGUGGAAGGAAAAUGCCUAAAGUCAAAAGAAGCCGGAAAGCACCCCCAGAUGGCUGGGAGUUGAUUGAGCCAACGCUGGAUGAAUUAGAUCAAAAGAUGAGAGAAGCUGAAACAGAACCGCAUGAGGGAAAAAGGAAAGUGGAAUCUCUGUGGCCCAUCUUCAGGAUCCACCACCAGAAAACCCGCUACAUCUUUGACCUCUUUUACAAGCGGAAGGCCAUCAGCAGAGAACUCUAUGAAUAUUGUAUUAAAGAAGGCUAUGCAGACAAAAACCUGAUUGCAAAAUGGAAAAAGCAAGGGUAUGAGAACUUGUGCUGCCUGCGGUGCAUUCAGACAAGGGACACCAACUUCGGGACGAACUGCAUCUGCCGUGUGCCCAAAAGCAAGCUGGAAGUGAUGUAACCUUGGUAUCCAUAGCAGCUGUUUCCACCUUCAUGAGGGAGCCAAAUUUUCCGUCCAGAGCUGUCACAGAAGGGUUUCUGAGGUGUGUACCUAUAUGGCAUGGUGGCAGAGGGUUGCCACGUAUGUGAGCGUGCAGGGACGAGUGUGGCGCAGUGGCAUCAUCUCAAUGUCCUCCUCCAUUGCAGGGCCGCAUCAUCGAGUGCACACACUGUGGCUGCCGUGGCUGCUCUGGCUGAUGCUAGCGCUCUCCACCCUGGACUCUGGACUUCGCAGGUUCCUGCCUGUGGCGCCACCCCCUUCCUGGGAGCAGCGAGCAGUGCCCCAGGCCCAAGUUGGAGCACGGGUCUCUACGGGGAAGGCUUUGCUGUCCAUCAGCUGUGAUUUGUAAAAAUAAAAUCUUUAAACCUC